AUGUUGGACAGGAGCAACACGCUGCUGCUCUCAGGUACGUCCCACACCAGACUCCACUCGUGUUUAUACCUGUUCUGCUCAGGCUCUGUUUUUUUGUUUUUCAGUUUCUUAAAGACGAAAGGAGACGAUGAAAUCUGGCUCAUCGAGUUCUACGCCCCCUGGUGUCCGGUCUGUGAACAGCUGGAUCCGGUUUGGCAUCAGAUCGGAUCAGAACUCCGAAGUCUCGGUUCCCCGGUCCACGUUGGCAAAUCAGAUGCCACGGCCAGCAAAGAUUUGUCCAAAGAGUUCAAGAUCCUAAGUUUUCCCGCCAUCGUCAUGCUGAAGAAGGAUAUGAAAUAUAUUUAUUCAGGACCCAAAACCAAAGAUGAGAUCAUGGAGUUCGCUAAUCGAGUCUCAGGGCCGCUGGUUCGACAUCUGAGCAGCGUGCAGCUCUUCCAACACGUCAGGACCCGCCAUGAUGUCAUGAUAGUUUAUGUUGGAGCCACGUCACCUCUGAAGGGGAACUUCACCUCCGUCGCAGAGACGCUGAUCGUCCACACCUUCUUCUUCUCUGCUCCCAGAGACGUCCUGCCCAAGGAGGUGUCUCUGCCCUCUCUGCCGGCCGUGGUGAUUUUUAAAGAUGGAACUUACUUCACCUUCAACGAGGAACAUGACGGCGAUCUGCAGUCGUGGAUCAACAGAGAACGUUUCCCAAACUACAACCAGAUCGACGGCUACACCCUGUACGCCAUGGGGGAGUCAGGUAAACUGGUGGUGUUGGUGGUGGCGGAGGAGAAGAGUCUGAGCCAGGAGAGUCUCAGGUAUAAAAGCCUGGUGGAGAAGGUUUCUGCAGACUACAGAGAAAUCUACAGCAGGAACUUCUACUUCGGUUUCAUGAAGGGCAGCGAGUACAUCGAUGGUCUUGUGAUGGGCGAGUUGUCCGUGCCGUCCUUCAUCGUCGUCAAUCUUUCCAACGACGGCUUCUUCAUGCCGCUGGGCGCUGUUCAGACGGAGCGCCACCUGCUGGAUUUCCUGAACGGAGUUCUGGACGGCAGCAUCCAGGGUCAGGGAGGAAACAGUAUUGACCUGCGAGCCCAACGCCUCCUUUAUAACAUCAAAGCCACGGUGAAGCCGGUCUUCGUGAGGGCCCCCCUGUACGCCUGCUUCCUGCUCAGCCUGCCCCUCCUCGUCAUGGUGGUCCUGUUCCGUCUCUGCAGGAAGAAACUUCCUCCCAGCGCCGACGCAGACGGUGACGGCGCGCUGCUGGAUCCGUCGCUGCGACGACGCAGGAAACCGAUGGACAAGAAGUCAGACUGAUGGCGAGGAACCGGAGGAAGAUGACUUCCUAACACAAAGUCUCCGGCCGGGGAAAUAAAAUAAAUAAAAUAA
Molecule: messenger RNA, 1368 nt
Organism: Etheostoma cragini (Arkansas darter)
Lineage: Eukaryota; Metazoa; Chordata; Actinopteri; Perciformes; Percidae
Product: protein disulfide-isomerase TMX3-like
Exons: 15
Coding region: 1-1296 (431 amino acids)
Biological process (GO): peptidyl-cysteine oxidation
Cellular component (GO): endoplasmic reticulum
Molecular function (GO): protein disulfide isomerase activity
Source: RefSeq, a predicted model, not a curated record